CUAUCAGUGCUCAUCAGUGCUGCACAACAUCAGUUCUGCCUAUCAGUGCCGCCUAUCAGUGUCUGUCAGUGCCGCCUAUCAGUGCCAGUCAGUUCUGCCUAUCAGUGCCCAUCAGUGUCGCCUAAGAGUGCCUAUCAGUGCCUGUCAGUGGCGCUUAUCAAUGCCAGUCAGUUCUGCCUAUCAAUGCCCAUCAGUGCCGCCUAUCAGUGCCUGUCAGCGCCACCUAACAGUGCUUCCUCAAUGCCCAUCAAUACCACCUACCAGUGCCUCCUCAUCAGUGCCCAUCAG
This is a messenger RNA of Staurois parvus, 288 nucleotides long. Lineage: Eukaryota; Metazoa; Chordata; Amphibia; Anura; Ranidae. The record is from the annotation of a GenBank genome assembly.